UGAAGAUAGCGGACUGGAGUCUGCAAAGGAUAAGCGGCUCGGCCCCACCAUUCGAACGGCAUGAGUGCGGCCCAAUCGAUGCCGUUGCACUCACUCCUUCACAUGACUCGUAGAGAAAUAUAGCGAUGUCCCUGCCUGGAGCUUCAAAAGGAUAAGAAAAAAAACAACCAAAAAAAUUAAACACCGCGGAGAAAUCGAGAUACGAACGCUGUAUCUGUAUGUGUAUGAGUGACCAGUGUAGCAGGUGAGCGUUGCAACUUGAUGCCAAGAUGCUUCUAUCUCUGGGAAUGCUGAUGCUGUCGGCCACGCAGAUCUACACCAUCUUCACCAUUCAGCUCUUUGCUUUCCUCAACCUGCUGCCUGUGGAAGCCAACAUUGCAGCUUACUCAUUUGACAACAAAACUAAGAAUUUUGAUGACCUCCCUUCACGGUUUGGGUACCGACUACCAAGUGAUGGAUUGAAGGGUUUCCUGAUCGGGGCACGACCAGCGAAUGCAUGCGAGCCCAUUGAGCCCCCCCCAAGAGACAACCUGACGGGUGCCUUCAUUGUCCUUAUCAAACGCUUUGACUGCAACUUUGAUGUUAAGGUCCUCAAUGCACAGAAAGCCGGGUACAAGGCAGCCAUUGUUCAUAAUGUGGACUCUGAAGACUUGCUCAGCAUGGGCUCCAAUGAUCUGGACGUGAUGAAAAAGAUUGAUAUUCCUUCUGUGUUUGUAAGCGAAGAUACAGCCACCUCUCUGAAAGACGACUACCUGUUUGACAAAGGGGGCCAUGUGAUCCUCAUGCCAAACUUCAGCCUGCCAUUAGAGUACUACUUGAUCCCAUUCCUCAUUAUAGUUGGAAUCUGCCUCAUCCUUAUUGUUGUCUUCAUGAUCACAAAGUUUGUCCAAGAUCGACACAGGGCUCGGAGGAGCCGCCUGCGCAAAGAUCAGUUAAAGAAACUUCCGAUACACAAGUUUAAAAAAGGAGACAUCUACGAUGUUUGUGCCAUCUGUCUGGACGAGUACGAAGAAGCAGACAAACUCCGGGUCCUACCAUGUUCUCAUGCCUACCACAGCAAGUGCGUGGACCCCUGGCUGACCAAAACCAAGAAGACGUGUCCGGUGUGCAAGCAAAAGGUGGUCCCCUCGCAGGACGACUCCGACUCAGAGGAGAGCGCCGCCGAAGAGAACAACGAGGCGUCCGAAAGCACCCCGCUGCUGCGCUCGCUGGCCUCCACCAGCGCCCACUCCUUCGGCACCAUGUCGGCGGCAUCUCGCUCCGACCGCGGCCAGGAGUCUUCCUCUUCUGAGUACGAGGACGACGAGCUGGACGAAAGCAGCAACAGCGAGGAGGUGGUCAAUGUGGAGACCUGGUCCACAAUGUGUGGCGAUCUGGACGACAAUGUGGUGGUCCAGAUGCAGCGGUCGAGCCCUGAAGGCCACGAUCACAACCUACUUGAAGCUUGACUCUUUGUUGGGAACCCCUCAAAAGAUGCUGCUUACUUUAAUAUACUCUCCCUGCAUAUUCAAAUGUACAUUUGAUUGCAAGCUAGCGAAUGAAGUGUUGAAGGAACAUGAUAGGACUACACAUUCCGACUGUAUUGGAGUCGCUAAUAUAAGACACUCCUGAAAAACGAAGACAAUGUCCAGAAGAGCACUGCGUAAAUACACUCAUCACCAUAUGUAUAAACUGUGACUCUCUCUCAUUGUUUACUGUACAUACACACUGAGGCUUCAACUGCUAUGCCGCUUCUCCAGCCACGUUUUUUUAAGUACAGAGUGGAAAGAACACAGUAUACAGAGCAGUUUCAUCACUGGAAAGUAAAACAGUAAGUCAUGUUACAAGAAAUAAGGAUUGUGUUGCAAGAAUGAAGUUUUAAUACCAACCAAAAAAAGUCAUUUCAUAGUCAUGUUAUGAGAAGAAAAUUAGAUGGCGACCAGUCUAGGGUGUACCACGGCUCUCACCUAAAGUCAGCUGGGAUAGGCUCCAGCUCACCUGCAAUGCUAAUGAAGGCAGGCGCUAUAGAAAAGGGAAAGAGGAAAAGAAUAAAUUGUUCACUUGAGGAGUUGUGAAAAAAGACUGAACACUACAAAAAUGUAGUCAUAAUAUUAAUAGAAAAGUUAUUUGCGAACAUAGGAAAAAAGUCUUUAUUUUCAAGAAGCUUUAUUGUGAGAAGAUGGACUGGCGAGCAGGUUGCAUGACUUCAGAUUUUGUAAGUCCACACUAAAUUGAGUCGAUUUCGACUCGACGCUGAUCACGUUAUUGUUUCAGUGCUGUAAUUUUUUGGUUUAUCACAGGCAGAGGGAAUGCUUUGCAAUCACACUUGUCGACAACAAAAUUGUCAAGAUUUUUUUUGCUGAUUUUGGACAGUUUUGAUGUGCUGAAUCCAAAUCAACUUUUUGAACUGGCCACGUAUUUUCGCUUUAGAGGUUCAAAUAAACGGAGGUUCAUGCCCUGAAUUCUGAGCAAUGAUUAUGUAACAUUCAAUUAACAGGUACUUUUAUCAAUGUUUACAAUUAAAUUUGCAGUAAGCAAAGUUUGUAACAUUUGAUUAAUAAACUUAACAACUUGGCAUAAAAAUGUGACCUACACAAAAGAAAUGGAUGUCAUUUUUGGAUUCAGCGAUGCAAAAUUAACCUAAAUCAGUUGCAAAAAAUGUUUGUGUAACCCUCUAUAAUCUAUAUUCACCGACCAUAGUUCAUACAUGAAAUCUAUGCAGAACGUACCUGUUAAACACAAGAGCAUGGACCCGGGUAAAGCCCGCUAUGCCAUGAUGGUAUUUCCAGCCUGAGAAUCAAAUCCUCAAGCUUGCUGUGCUUGCCACUGGGACAGCCAGGUUAUUGCACAACUUGGCCCAACUGUCCACAUUCUGAGGCCACCACAGCAGCAAGUUCGGCAUGGUGGGAAUUUGCAGUGUUUGAAAAUCAUGGACCUCUGUGUGUGUGUAGUGAAAUAUUUCCCUGCUCUCCUUCCACUUUUGAUAGUCUUGUCUUUUUUUUAACCCAUCCACUCACUCCUGAAGGCAAAACAACCCCCAACAUGAUGCUGCCCCCUUGUACUUCAAAGUUCAGAUGGUGUUCAAACACAGACUUGCCAGCUUCCCUUUUUCCACCAAACAGUUUAAUUUUAAUUUCAUCAGACUACAGGACAUUUGACCAUUUGCAUUUGGAAACUCUUAACUGGCUUACAUUUCACUUGGAAUAAUGGCUGAGUGGCCUAUCAGCCCAUGAGAGUACAGUACUCUGUUUCACCGCCCGCUUUAGUAUCAUCACAAGGUCUUUUGCUUUCGUUCUUUACCUUUUGAAAUGCACAUUUCAGACUAAAGCACGUUCCUUUCUGGGACACCAGUCCCUUUUCUGAGCAGUAUGAUCGCUGGAAAUUCCCAUGGGGUUUAUUCUUGCAUAUAAUAGUUUCAACAGAGGAUCGUGGUACCUUCGGGUGGGUAUUUGAAAAUUGCAACCGAGGUUGAACCAGACUUUUGCAAGUUCACAAUUCAAUAAUAUACUGAUAUCUUGGCUGACUUCUUCUGACUUUCCCGUAUUACACAAAGCAACUUCAGAUGUUCCUAGUUCAAAUACCAUCCACAAAUGUAGCUGUAUUUGUCAGACCAUAAACCAAUCAGAACCUGGAGAAGACAACAGCUGGGUUUCCCAAAAUUGUUUAGACAUAUUGUACAUAAACGUCAGAUUUCAACUAAUGAAAUUGUCUAUAAAGUCUUUUACUUGGGUAUGUUAACAUGUGGUGUCAACUGUACAUUUACAGUUCCAUAACAAAUAAAUGGCUGCUAACCAGUAUACAAAGUGUGAGCGCGU
Molecule: messenger RNA, 3794 nt
Organism: Phycodurus eques (leafy seadragon)
Lineage: Eukaryota; Metazoa; Chordata; Actinopteri; Syngnathiformes; Syngnathidae
Gene: rnf13
Product: ring finger protein 13
Exons: 10
Coding region: 270-1448 (392 amino acids)
Biological process (GO): positive regulation of DNA-templated transcription; protein ubiquitination; ubiquitin-dependent protein catabolic process
Cellular component (GO): nucleoplasm; cytoplasm
Molecular function (GO): zinc ion binding; ubiquitin protein ligase activity
Source: RefSeq, a predicted model, not a curated record